GGCUUCCCAGCAGCCGGGCCAUUUCGGUUCCCGGGUCAGGAAAAAAGCCUCGCCCACGAAAGAAGGGGGAAGCGGCUUGAUGACGGCGCCUUCUUAAAGGCGCCAGCAUGCCCCUUUAGAGUUUGAGCAGCUAGUGGGAGAUGGGCUUGUCGCCCGAUCUUCUACAGGAUUGCGCGGGAGUAAGUCUGUCUCGCCGAAUUAAACAAGACCUACUCCCAGUUAACCGUGCAUAAUAGCAUUGCAGCUUUGCAGGCUGAGCUACUGUUUACUCAGAUGCGGAGAACCUGCAAAGGAACCUCCACGCCCCACACAAGGAAGCUGGGCAGUGUGCAGCUUUCUUUUCCUGAUCUGUAUCCUCUUUUCACUCAAGGAGAUCAUCAGGUGGCAUUGGCAGCAAAUGCAAGUAAUACGGCCUUCUUAAAAUUACCAAAUCCUGAGUUUAAAUUGUCCUGAUGAUAACAGAAGAACCAUAAGGAGUACAGCAUACUUGAGAGAAAGAAAUGUCCACCCACAUCACAUGGUGCUCUGCUUGUAUAUUAGCUCUGGUAGCUUUUGUUGUGCUAGAGCCAUCCCAAAGUCAAGCUUGCUCCACAGAAAAAAUGGAAAACAUCACUGUUGAUAUCAAAGCAGCCCUUUCAAAAGGCAUCCGGGGGAUGGAUCCGUUCCACAUUGUAUCUUGGGAAGCCUGUGUUGAUGUUUGCUGUUUGGGGGAAAAAAUAACAGGAACAGAAAACAAGAAGUGCAACUUGGUAGUCUUUGAUACCAGAAGGAAAGGCAAUUACCCAAAUUGCUACUUGUUUUACUAUCCUUCUAUGGAAACCUGCCCAAUGAAACAAGCCAUGGGACUGGUGACCUCCAGAAUAAGAAAAGAUGCCGGGGGUCUCAAGCCAACUCCUUACUCAAACAAGCGCUCCCCUUUCAUUGUGAAUGGGAACUCUAUGUCUCCACAAACUGCCAUGUUUGAUCUUUACAGUCCAACAAGGCCUCCAAAUGUGUCAAGUCCUUCACAAAGGUCCAUUGUCUCAAGUGAUGGACAUUCCCAGCAUCCAAACGGUGAACAAGCAAACCAGUUAAAGAGCUUAAAUUCAUCACUGAUGCAUAAAAAUAGCAGUCACUUCUCCACAAGUACUGCAAAUACUAUUAAGCAUGUUGUUCCCAUCGUUAAGCCAGCUACUGUUAAUGCUGACACCCAGGCUGGUACUGUCCCUGAUAUUAUUCCAUAUGUGUCUCCUAGCAAUGCAACAACCACCAGGACUACCACAGCUUAUCAUAGGAAUGUACAUGUAAUUGUGACUCCAAGAAGUAGUACCAGUGCUUCUCAACCAACAACCACUUCUGGAACCAGCACAAGAAAUCUCAGCCAGUUGCCUUUAAGUACACCCAAUAAAAUUUUCAGUGCUUCUUUACCUGAUGUCCAUCUUGGUAAUGGACAGUGGGACUUGGAAGGCUCCAUCCUUGGUGGAGUUCAAGGCAAGAACCCCACUCCUUACUUUGGUGGCAAAAACAUCCUUUUAGCUGCAUUGCUUUUUGGGGUGAUAUUCUUGCUCUUGGUUGCAGUGCUGGUAGGUAGGAAGAUGCUUGAAUCUCUUCAGCAAAGGCGCUACACUAGACUGGACUACUUGAUCAAUGGCAUGUAUGCCAACAUGUGACAGAAGAGUAGCAUGUAGCGAGAGAUGGCGGUGAAUGCAGCACUGCCUAGCCAAUUGUAGCCUUACAGAAAAGAAGGAUUGAACUCAUCAUGGCAGAGAAUGUGUUCUCUUUCUCAUGAGUCAGAACGGUUAUAAGAAAUGUGGUGCUGUUACUCAGUUUCUCUGGUUUGUCUCUCUGCCCUCAUUCAAUAUAAGUGAAUGAUGCUAGCAGGGAAAUAUGCAGUGUAAUAAAUAUCAGGAGUAAGUUGCGCUAGAUGUUAUGGAUGAAGAGGGAGGAACCUGGUGUGGGGCUUCCAUUUUGUGCAGCAGACCUGUGCUCUUUGUAACAUCCUGAGGGCUUAGUUGCAUCCAUUAAAUGUUUCCCUUGGAAAAUAUUACACCAUUAUUUCAUGUCAUAAUUAAAUGUUUAAGAUAAAUCCAAAUUUAGACCAUCUCUUUUCCCUCUUCAAGAUGUUAUUUGGACUCCUAAAGCUAUAGCCAACAUAUGUUUCACAGUACUUUGUAAUUAGAUUAAAAUAAAUCCAUCAAAAUAUA
Messenger RNA from Hemicordylus capensis (graceful crag lizard), 2183 nucleotides. RefSeq names its product MANSC domain containing 1 (gene MANSC1). Bases 501 to 1649 code for a protein of 382 amino acids. NCBI's taxonomy places the organism in Eukaryota, Metazoa, Chordata, Lepidosauria, Squamata, Cordylidae. The record is from RefSeq and is a predicted model, not a curated record. The transcript is spliced from 5 exons.